AUGAUCAAGGACUCAAUACACCAUAUAGGAGAUAUACAAACAGACCAGCCAGCUUUGAAAAAAGUGAAAACUGAUCCACUGGUUCAAAAGAAGCACACUUACCCAUCACCUUCAAGAACCAUCUCCAUUCUAUCCAUCGCUAACAAGCAACAUCCAUUAAACGUUAAGCCUAGUGGAAACACAUUCAUUGCCAUUGAUCUGGAUAUCUUGACCAAAGGACAGCAACUACUAGGCGAUUUGAAUAGGUUUCCCUACGAUGUUAUCCUCCACAUUAUCUCAUACAUCGAUGAUGUGCCAAGUCUACUAAAUUUAUCACAUACGUCACGUAUCCUUUACGCUUUGACAUCGGAUGAAGAGAAUUGGAAACGAAUAUAUGUUGCCAAUAUCGACAAAUACGAUGAGCUCUCAUGGCUUGGAUCGUGGAGAAAUUCAGUUUUGCGUAUACCUAUACAGCACAAUGCCAAUUUGCAAUUACUCAACAACUUGCUUUGUUGUGAUGAGAUUUACCGACCAUAUCAAUGUUCACAAGUUGAUUAUAAACAUAUUUUUAGAAAAGUCAUACAGGAAGAAGAGAUGUAUCAUCAGGAUUCCUUGCGUGGUGAGUUGGGUACAUUGCCAAGUGGAAGAAUACAACGGAUUAAUGAGGCUGAUUUGGGACUUGACGAGUUCAACUCCAUUUAUCAUGAUAUUCCAUUCAUUUUAACUAAUCCAGACACUGCAAGAUGGCCACAUUGGACAUUUGAAUCGCUUUUGAACCGAUUCCCCCAGGUCAAAUUCAGACAAGAGGCAGUUAAUUGGAAUCUUGAGAAAUACUCCCAAUAUUUACAAUGCAAUCAUGAUGAAAACCCACUAUAUCUAUUUGAUUGUAAUAGUGAGGCUAUGAAAACUUUGAAAAAGGAGUACAACCCGCCGAAAAUAUUCCAUCAAGAUUAUUUCAAAGUGUUUGAUGAUGAAAAUUUAGGUUUCAACUGUCGACCAGACCAUGCAUGGCUCAUUAUGGGAUCGGCAAGAUCUGGCUCUACCUUCCACAAGGAUCCAAAUUCAACUUCGGCGUGGAACGUGGCUAUACAAGGACGCAAGUUGUGGGUUAUGAUCCCACCGGGUAUCCAACCACCUGGAGUCUCAACCGAUGAUGAAGAAAGCGAAGUCACUUCACCUGUGGGUAUUGCCGAAUGGGUGAUUUCCGGGUUCUAUAACGAUGUGUUUAAAAUCAACUGUGGUGGUGAUUCAGUACUGGCGGCAGCGGCUAAUACGAUUCCUCAGGUUGGCAUUACGUUCCCUGGUGAAUGCAUGUAUGUGCCUGCAGGAUGGUGGCAUUUGGUUAUAAACAUUGAUGAUUCAAUUGCGAUUACACAAAAUUUCGUGCCACAGUCCAAAAUACCUCAUGUUUUAAAUUUUUUCAAGAAUAAACCAAAGCAGAUAUCGGGAUUCAGGUUGAAAGAUGUGAAAAAGUGUCUUGAAUCGAUUGUGAGAGAAAACUACAACAGAAACAGAAACAAUGAUGAUGAUGGUGAUGAUGAUGCAUCGGUAGUUGAUGCUGCGUUGGUGGACUGUUUGGACAAAUUUGAUGAAUUGGGUACUCGGAUCGAUGAUUUGGAUGAGGAUUGUGGAGAGUUGGCCAAUUUGCCCAAAUUCCCCAUUUUUGAAAUCUUUAUUCAUUUGUUGAAAAGAAAGGGACACCAGGACUUGGUCAAUGAGGCAUUGGAAAAAGUUAAGAAGUGGGAAGAAAAGGCAUAUCAAGAGGAAACUGGUCGUAGUAGGAAAUGGGAACAUUUAACAGAGGUGGUUCCAGAAAACCUGACUACCAAUGGUGGUGCAUUCGCUUUUGGAUUUGAUGAAAGUGACAUUGAGUAG
Lodderomyces theae is the source of this 1854-nucleotide messenger RNA. RefSeq lists its product as uncharacterized. NCBI's taxonomy places the organism in Eukaryota, Fungi, Ascomycota, Pichiomycetes, Serinales, Debaryomycetaceae. The transcript has a single exon. Gene Ontology annotation, molecular function: protein binding; cis-regulatory region sequence-specific DNA binding. Bases 1 to 1854 code for a protein of 617 amino acids. Gene Ontology annotation, cellular component: nucleus. The record is from RefSeq and is a predicted model, not a curated record.